AAAUAUCUUCAAAAGUAAAAAUAAAAAUUCAGAGCAAUAUAGAGAAAGACACUAUAUUUAUGUACGGAUGAUUUGAAGCUUUCCCAAGUUGGCUGGGUUUCUUUUCAAUCAAAGUUGUGCUUGAUUUGAACCCAUUUCAGCGUGUUCUCCUCUCUUUCUCGCUUAGUCUUUUGUUUUUUGUUAUGUUCUUUUUCAAUGAGAGGACAAAAAUGUGGACAAAGUAGAGUGCGAGAAUGAGAAGAAGCAAGAACCGUCUUCGGCAAAUAAACAGAACAACUGUAUGCAUGCAGUAGAGACAAUUUCAAGGGAGCCCCUUGCUUCUAGUAACGGAGAGAAAUCUGCUACGAAGGGUGAGGAUAAAAAUGCAGACAAAUUAGAGUGUGAUAAUGAGAAGAAGCAAGAACCAUAUUUGGAAAAUAAACAGGACGCCAAUCAUAUGCACGCAACAGAGACAGUUGCAAGGAAGCCCCUUGCUUCAAGUAGUGCGAAGAAGUCUUGUACGAAGGGUGAGGUAGCGAAUUCCACAAAUUCGGCACUGACAAAGCUGACAGCACGGCUCAAUUUUAUGAGAGAGAGACAAAGCCAGAUUGCAAAGGAAAUGCUAGGUUCAGUGAAAGGCCAAGGUUCAAUUCAAUCUGUUCUAAGCCCGGGUAAAGCCGAAGGACCGCAACCUCUUCAAGAAGCUCAAAAUGAAGAGAAAACUAUUGCACCAGAUAUUUGCAAAUAACUCUACAAUCCAAACGAAGGGUUUGGAUAAGAAGGAAAUCAGAAUCAAACUGGAGAUCUAAAAAUAUUUAAAUCAGAAGGCCAUGGUGUUCUGCAGUGCAGAAAAAGCUCAAGACUUAGAAGAUUAGGCCUUCUUUGAAUCACUGGUGAGAUUAAUUACUGUAAUAAUGAGAAGAUGGGUGUGUAUUUAGAUUUAAACAAAAUUAAAACUGUAAAAUAAGAAAUGAAAAUGAUUAUUAAA
Gossypium arboreum is the source of this 967-nucleotide messenger RNA. RefSeq names its product rho GTPase-activating protein REN1-like. NCBI's taxonomy places the organism in Eukaryota, Viridiplantae, Streptophyta, Magnoliopsida, Malvales, Malvaceae. The record is from RefSeq and is a predicted model, not a curated record. The transcript has 4 exons. Bases 281 to 727 code for a protein of 148 amino acids.